AUGUCGACGAUACAACAGCUCAAGAACUUCAUCCGCCACGGCAAGCAAGCCCGAGCCGCGAACAAUGACGAGACAGUAGCCAAGUCACAGAACUCUCCUCCCCCAAAGGCACAGAUGGCUGGCAAUUCCGAGCCGGCACAUGUUGCCGCUCCUCCUCCCGCCGCCGUUCCCGACGCAUACUCGGUCGCUGCCGAUGGUCAGAACCGCGCCGCUCAAGCCGGUCAUGUAGCCGCUCACGCCGUCGAGCCCAACCAGAACAAAAAGGCCGGCAAGAACAUCGAUAGCACACACUUGGCAAAGAUCAUCGCCGAAGAGAACGAAAGCAAGAGCAAAUUCCCGAGAUACCCCGGUUUGGAAAGAUGGGAUCUGGUUGAGAAGAUGGGCGACGGCGCCUUCAGCAACGUUUACCGAGCGAGAGAUACCCAGGGCGAACAUGGCGAGUGUGCCAUCAAGGUCGUCCGCAAGUACGAAAUGAACAGCAUGCAGGGUAACAAGCAUCUACACCCGGACUUCAAGAAGGUCCCCAAAGCAGCAGAGAGAGCAAACAUCCUGAAAGAGGUUCAAAUCAUGCGUCAAUUGGAUCACCCCAACAUCAUCAAGCUUGUCGACUUCUCCGAAUCACGGCAAUACUACUACAUCAUUCUCGAAUUGGCGCCCGGUGGCGAGCUUUUCCACCAGAUCGUUCGUCUUACCUACUUCAGCGAGGAACUUUCUAGACACGUGAUCGUCCAAGUUGCCCAGGCUUUGGAGUACCUGCAUGAGGAGAGAGGCGUCGUUCAUCGUGACAUCAAGCCCGAGAACAUCCUGUUUAGCCCGAUUCCGAUUGUUCCGUCAAAGCACCCUAAGCCGAAGCAGCCUGGUGAUGAAGAUAAGGUCGACGAAGGCGAGUUUAUUCCGGGUGUUGGCGCUGGCGGCAUCGGCCAGAUCAAGAUUGCCGACUUCGGCCUGUCCAAGAUCGUAUGGGACAACCAAACGAUGACGCCAUGCGGUACCGUUGGCUACACAGCUCCCGAGAUUGUCAAGGACGAGCGCUACUCGAAGUCGGUCGACAUGUGGGCCCUCGGCUGCGUAUUGUACACGCUGCUCUGCGGUUUUCCGCCAUUUUACGACGAAAGCAUCGAGGUUUUGACGGAGAAGGUUGCCAAGGGACAGUACACAUUUUUGUCUCCCUGGUGGGAUGACAUCUCCAAGUCUGCUCAGGACCUGAUUUCCCACCUUUUGACCGUCGACCCCGAGAAGCGCUACACCAUCACCGAGUUCCUGGCUCAUCCCUGGAUUAAGGGCUCUGGCCCCACACGACGCGACGAGAAGAAGACUCAGCCGGAAAUGCUUCGCGCCUUUGAUGCAUCAAAACUCGUCGACGGUGACCGCCGCUACGACUUCCGUUCACCAGGAGCUGUCAACUUGCGUGAAGUCUUCGACGUUGGCUACGCCGUUCACAGACAGGAGGAGGAGGCCAAGAGACGGAAGCAGAUUGGUGCCAAGGGUGGCGUACCUGCGCGUUUCCUGAACAACCUGAACGAGGAGUCGGAGGAUGAGGACCAGGAGAUGGCUGAUACCAAGGAGGCCGAAUACGUACACAAGCCUUCCCAAGCAACACAGGCUCUCGAGCAGAGCAUGCGCAAUGCCCAGAUCAAGGAUCAGCAGGAGCAGCAGCGCGGGCGUGAGCGCGAACGCCAAGCUCACCACAACGAGAAGGGCUACGGCCAGCACUCUGCUGCGGUCACUGCGGCUGCUCGCCAGCAGGUAAGGGAUCGCAACAGGCAGAAGGGUGCAUUUGAGCUGAGCCUUGACGGCGCGACACUUCUUGGUCGGCGAAACAAGCAGCCUUUGGCGGCACGUGCUGGCGGGGCAUAG
Molecule: messenger RNA, 1857 nt
Organism: Colletotrichum karsti
Lineage: Eukaryota; Fungi; Ascomycota; Sordariomycetes; Glomerellales; Glomerellaceae
Exons: 5
Coding region: 1-1857 (618 amino acids)
Biological process (GO): mitotic DNA damage checkpoint signaling; protein phosphorylation
Cellular component (GO): nucleus
Molecular function (GO): protein serine/threonine kinase activity; ATP binding
Source: RefSeq, a predicted model, not a curated record